AUGAAAAAUAAUGAGAAUAAUGAAAAGUCAUUUCAUUCAGUUUCAAUACAAAAAGCCUCUUCUAUGUUAAGCAUGAUUGAAGAUGUAAAUAAUCAAUAAGUUUAAAAUCAAAAUAAAUUACAAAAUGAAGCAAAAAAAAAAGAUAUUAAUCCUUAACCUAUAAUUUCUUCAGCAAUAGCAAGAGAAGUGGAAGAGUUAGAAUAAACUUAUAAACAUUAGUAAUUAAAAGGCAUUUAACAAAUAGGGACUAAACAUUUUUAUAUAAAAUAUAUGGCAUUUUAUUAUUGCAGCUAAUUUUAUCAUCUUUAAGAGGUCCAUUAUAUUUAACAAUACAUAAAAGUUCUAUAAUAAGAGCAGCUUGGAGAUAAGGAUUUACUGCAUUAAUAUAUAUACCAAUUAGUAUUUAUGAAUUAAAAAACAACAAAAAUUAUUUCAUUUCUUUCAAAGGUUAAACAUUUAACUUGCUGAUGGCAUCAGUAACAUAAGCAGUAUUUAAAUUAUCUGUAAAUAUUAGAUUUUUGCAGUAUCGUUGUCUAUAUCUGUGACACAUACUCAUGUUUCAUAUGCACUUAUGUUUUAUAAUAGUUCUUUAUUAUUUUAUUGUGGAAUUAAGAUAGUAACUAAAUAAAAUUGCCAUAUUCUAGAAUAUUUAGGAUUUGGAGUUGCUUUAGUUUUGUUAAUAGUUAUUUUUACAAAUCAUAGUUACACAUUUUAUUCUAAAUAAGAUGUUUCUAUUUUAGAUAAAAUAAUCUAUGGAGAUUUAACAGCACUAUUUGGUGGUGGUGUUUCUACUUUAUAUUAGUAAUAAUUCUAAAUAGAUUUAGUGCAAAAUAUUACUCUAAGAUAACAUCUUGUUGUCCAACAUUUACAUUAUUUGCAAUAAUUAGGGCAUUAAGUACUGUAAUUUUAAUAAUUAUGACAUUAACUUUUGAUAACAAGCACAAUUUCUUUGAAUUUUUAGAGCCUAUACUCUUUAUCCAAAUAUUCUGUAAUGCUUUAUUUACUGGAGUUUUAAUGAAUUAAUUAUAAUCAUAUGUACAAUUAUUUGUUGAUCCAUUAACAUAUAAUUCAGCAAACUUUUUUUAACCACUUUUUGGAAGCAUUUUCUCUUUCUUAUUAGGACAAGUAUGUAUAUUAAACAAUUAUUUUUUUAGGAAUCCUUACCAGGUUAACUAUCAAUAACUUGUAUGAUCUUAUAUAGUAUUGGUUUAUUAUUUAUAUAAAUUGGAAGAUCUAAAUCAGAAAUAGAAGAUCUAAAUUUAGAUAUUGAACUUAGAUAAUUUGAUACUGUGUAUUUUGAAAAUAAUCCUCUACUCUCUAUAUAUCAAUCACAUUAUAAAGAAAGAGAAGAUUAAAUGAAAAUAUCAUUAUAUAGAAGAAAGACAAUUUAAAGACAACAAACUAAAUAAUUUGUUGAUUAUAGUAUGGAUUAAUGA
Messenger RNA from Paramecium sonneborni, 1436 nucleotides. The record is from the annotation of a GenBank genome assembly. NCBI's taxonomy places the organism in Eukaryota, Ciliophora, Oligohymenophorea, Peniculida, Parameciidae.